UCAGGCAGCUCAGGAAGCAAAGACGAGACACAGCAGAAGAGAUCCUUCAAAUCCAAGGAGAGCAAAUCACUUGAAGACUGAGCCUUCAGUAGAUCCCUCCACUCACUAAUUUAUAACCUUUAAGAUGAAGACAAGUCUUGCAAUCCAGUGCAUCAUUCUCCUGGCCUGCAUGGCCUUCUGCACUUCACUAGUUAUUCCAAAGUGCCGGUGUUUGACGACCAGUAAGCCUGUAAAUCCCUCUCUCAUCACUGGUGUCCAGGAGUUUGGUCCUCGUCCAUACUGCAAUAAGAGACAAGUCAUUGUCACACUGAAGGAUGGGACAGAACGGUGUCUCGAUCCUGAGGCAAAAUUCACCACAGCAGUGCUGCGAAGAAUGAAGGAGCUGAAAAGUGGGGACCAUAUCACUGUCAGCCAACAAACAACCACAGCAGCACCCACAGCAGGACCCACAGCAGCACCCACAGCAUGAACCACAGUGCCAAAAUCAUCCUGAUGCACUUUGCAUAUUUAGCACUAUUACAUUAGGUGUUGAAAAAUAAGGAGGAGCGGCACAGCUUUGUACACUAGGAGGUAUAACUGACAGCAACAUGUGAACAUAUUUAAUAUCAAAUGUAUUAUUUUCCAUAUUUAUUUAUUUUCCAAGUUCUCAUCCAGAUUAAAGCGUUUUCUGGAAACAGUCAAGAACGGGGUGUUGGAAAGCUCAUCCCUCAGCCUGUGUUCAAAUUUAACUUCUUUUUUUAUGGAUAUAUUUUAUCUAAAGUAUGAUUUUCUUUGGGUUUUGGGUUUGUUUUUUGUUUGUCUUUUUCAAACAGCAAUGCUCUUAUUCACUGCACGUGCAGAUGUCUCUACAUGUUCCCUUGUUAUUAAG
Archocentrus centrarchus (flier cichlid) is the source of this 868-nucleotide messenger RNA. RefSeq names its product permeability factor 2-like. Gene Ontology annotation, molecular function: chemokine activity. Gene Ontology annotation, biological process: chemotaxis; defense response; immune response. Gene Ontology annotation, cellular component: extracellular region. The record is from RefSeq and is a predicted model, not a curated record. The transcript has 4 exons. Lineage: Eukaryota; Metazoa; Chordata; Actinopteri; Cichliformes; Cichlidae. Bases 125 to 469 code for a protein of 114 amino acids.